Oryza brachyantha (malo sina) is the source of this 1153-nucleotide messenger RNA. RefSeq lists its product as uncharacterized. Gene Ontology annotation, molecular function: protein binding. The transcript has 3 exons. Lineage: Eukaryota; Viridiplantae; Streptophyta; Magnoliopsida; Poales; Poaceae. The coding region runs from base 79 to 993 and encodes 304 amino acids. The record is from RefSeq and is a predicted model, not a curated record.
AUUCGCUUCGCCUCCGAGUCCGGACGCGCCGCCGAUUCGGUCUUCUCGCCGGCGAUUCCGGGGAAGCUAACAGCGCCCAUGGCCAGGGUCCGGCGGAAGCGGCGGCGGGGAAGAGCACGGCCGCCGCAGGGUGACCCCUCGGCAACGGAGCUCACCGCUCUCGGCCACAGGGAAGAUCCUGUUGCAGAGAGGCCCUUUAAGAAAACCUACCACUCAUCAGAUUCUACAUCCUCAACCUUGUGUGAGCCCCAUGUUUGGUCAGGUCUCCUGGACAGCCUGCUUCACCAAGUCAUUGCUUUGCUUAGCUCAUUCCAGGACUUGCUUGCUUUUAGUGGCACCUGCCACUCUUGGCGAGCUGCAGUAUCUUCCUUCCCGUCCAUAUAUACUUUCACAUUCCCACCUCUCCACCUAAAACCACAUGAUUCCAAUCUCCAUUCCCUUUGCAGCAAUUUCAAGGACAUCCUUUUAACUUCUUGCAAAUGGCAGCUUGGUGAUCCAUCCAAGAGAAACCUAUCCCUCCGCGAAAUACUCCAAAUUGCAUGCACUAUUUGGGUUGCUCUCAUGGGUAUCUCAUCUUCUCGUAUCAUGAGAACUGCCUCCUUGUUGAUGUGUACACUAGCAUUAAGAUGGAGCCUCCCAAACUCCAAUCCUCGAGCAACAAGGAAAUCUACUAUGGCAUCCUCACAGCUCCACUCAAUUCACCCAACUCGCGUCUCGUGCUUUGUUCGAGAUCCUCGAUAUUCUAUUGGCAGGUUGGAACAAACUCUUGGUCAGAGCACCCCUUUUGCGGUGAGCGCAUUCUUCAGAUUGUGCUCUUCAAAGCCAUCUGAAGAUUCUGAUGAACCUUGGACUACAGUCGAGCUUGGUCAGUCAGUUCUUCGUACAGUUCGCUGCUUUCCAUAUGGCCAUCGACUCUUGCAAACCAAUGGCCAUGGCAGUCAAUUAGAGAACCUCUGGGUGCUCCCCCGUUUUGUUUAUGGUGCUGAUCAGUGAUCGAUCAUCUCCGUUUUGUUGACAUCAAGUUUUAGCCAGCGUUGCACAAGCUCUAUCAAUACUGCUUGUACCUGUAAGGCUGUAAUGGUUUCUUGACUUGGCAUAAAUGGAUUCUUGUAAACUUAAAUCGAAGUUGUAAUGUCAGUUCCUCAUUUUCACA